AUGGUCAGUGGAGAACAUAAUCGCUUCAACUCAUCUUCAACCGACAGCUACAUCAAGGACCCGAUGGACACAGAAGGCGAGAGGAAGCUCACACCCGAAGAGCGCGAGAAGCUUACACCCGAAGAGCUCGAGAAGCUCAACAAAGAGCUCGCACGUAUCCAGCGUAACGCCGCACGCCGCAACGCUCGACACCAGGAAAAGCUGGCUGAGCGCCGCACCGCUCGGAUCGAGAAGAAGAGAACAGCUCGUCGCGCCACUCGGGCUCAGUAG
Molecule: messenger RNA, 270 nt
Organism: Fulvia fulva
Lineage: Eukaryota; Fungi; Ascomycota; Dothideomycetes; Mycosphaerellales; Mycosphaerellaceae
Exons: 1
Coding region: 1-270 (89 amino acids)
Source: RefSeq, a predicted model, not a curated record